AUGUCCACAACUCCAGUUGGUGGAAAAAUUGAAUUUUCAUCACACCGCGAAAUAGCACACGUUCGUCAGGAUUUAGCUGUCACGAAAGAAAUUUUGGCAAUUGUGAAAGAAGAAAAUGAACGCCUUUGUUCUGUUGCGGAAGAACGCACGGUAGAAGUAGCACGCUUAAACGAAGAUUUGGAGGAAGCCAAACGCCAGUUUCAGAAUCAAAAACAUGCACAUGAAAUGGAAAUAGCACGUUUCCAGUCUAGUCGAACCUCUUUAGAAGGAGAACUUGCAGAGGCCCUUGCUGAACGUAAGCGCCUCUCGGAUCUCUUGCAUAGCCUAAGAGGGCAAGUUGAUGGGAGGCUGACAAAAUUAGUUGAGGAGCUUCAAAUAAAAGAUGAGACAAUUCAUGGGCUAGAUUAUCGUAACAGAGAGUGUGAGCGUGAAAUUGAACGUCUAAAUAGAAUGGUAAAAACGGACAGUCUCACAGCGUCUAAAUUGGAAGAAACGCAGGGGAAAUAUUCUAAAGCUCUAGCUGAAGUUCUUCUUCUUAAAGAACAAGUGGCUCAAUAUCAAUUGGAAUUAUCAUCUACACGUGAGAAGGUGCAGCAGUUGUCUGACAAUUCGGUCGAUGACUCUCAAAAGUCUUUUUUGCGUGAGGCAGUUUCUCUUCUGAUGCUGUAUCGGCAAUGGCUUGUGGAGUUCAAUGUGUCAUUGUGGGAUAUUGAGGAUCGGAUAGAAACAUCAUUAAAUAGUAGCAUUGAUGCACUCGCACAAAUGACAAAUCCAGGUGUUCCCUAUAGACCUCCGACAGUGGAGAGGGAACGUUUAAAAGAGAUGAAAAAAUUUGAAAGGGAACGAAAAAAUUUUGACUCAAUGGUGUACCCUGAUAAAAAUGAAACGUGCGAAAACGCCUUUGCUUUUUCUGUACAUGUCAUCCGAGAUACUUGGGAUUCUUCAAGACAUUCACUUGAAAAGGUAAAGGUUAUAUCAAAGCAGCUCUUGGAAACAUUGCAGUCUGUUGUUCAGGUAUCGGAGGAUUUACACACCAAAACAAUAUUAGCUUCUCCGUCAGAAUUUGUGACGAAUGCCAAGGUUUUAAGAUACGAAUGCGACCAAAGCCGACUUGUCGAUACACUAAAGGAAAAUUUUGAAAUGCAGUUACAGCUUCGGGAAGAAGAACAACGCAAAAAGGAGGCUGAAAUAACAAAUUUGAAAUCCAUGAUUUCCACGUUAGAGGGCCAAAAGGAUUUGCUUAGUAACGAGUUAUUAAAAACGAAGCAGGAUGUAAUAAAUGCCUCACUUUCCAGUACGUCGAAGUUGAAUGAAUUAGAAUGCAAACUGAGGGAAACUGUGAGAUCCACUGAGGAUAUGAACGCCAAGACCCUAAGUGUUCUAAAGCUAGAGCAAGAAAAGGAACGAAAGGAAAUGGCUGAGGCUAAUUCACGACUAAAGAAGACUCUUGAGGAGGAGGGUGCCAAAAUUGAAAGCAUGAAAAAAAUGCUUCUUGAAAGUAAAAGGCGUCGACUCAUUCUUAAGGAUGAGAAUACAGCCCUUCGGAAACAGCUGCAAAAAACCGAGGAUCUUGUUAAUGCUCUCCGUCUCGAAUUGUUGGGGGCCAAGCAAACGAUUGAGUUGCUGUACGCCGAGCUACAUUUUGCUGAAAAUAAUCACGAAAGACAACCUAACUCUUCAUCUUCAAAAGCUUUUCUCUCGUUUAAAAAAGGGAUUCAAAAAUCCUCACUCGAAGCAAAGGCUGUAUACUUACCCAGAGCGCUGUGA
Trypanosoma cruzi is the source of this 1767-nucleotide messenger RNA. RefSeq lists its product as uncharacterized. The transcript has a single exon. The record is from RefSeq and is a predicted model, not a curated record. The coding region runs from base 1 to 1767 and encodes 588 amino acids. Lineage: Eukaryota; Euglenozoa; Kinetoplastea; Trypanosomatida; Trypanosomatidae.